Molecule: messenger RNA, 429 nt
Organism: Solanum pennellii
Lineage: Eukaryota; Viridiplantae; Streptophyta; Magnoliopsida; Solanales; Solanaceae
Product: secoisolariciresinol dehydrogenase-like
Exons: 1
Coding region: 1-429 (142 amino acids)
Molecular function (GO): oxidoreductase activity
Source: RefSeq, a predicted model, not a curated record
AUGAUUCCGAAAAAGAAAGGUGUCAUUAUUUUCACUACAAGUAUAGUAUCGACGUUAUAUAGUGAUUUGACUCACAUCUAUACCGCUUCAAAGAAUGCACUUUUGGGACUUACUAAGAAUGUUGGAGUCGAAUUAGCGAAAUACGGAAUAAGAGUUAACAGUGUUUCUCCUUAUGCAAUUAGCACACCAUUGAUGUUAAAUGCAUUUAGAGUAAACAAAGAAAUGGGUGAUCAAUGGUUUGCAGAAGGAGCAAAUUUAAAAGGAGUUCUGCUAAGUGUUGAAGAUGUGGCAGAUGGAGUGUUGUAUUUGGCAAGUGAUGAAUCUAAAUAUGCAAGUGGACUUAAUCUUAUACUUGAUGGUGGUUAUACCACUACAAAUAUUGCUUUAGGAGAGGCCUACAAGAGAUUGUUCAUCAACAAAACAAUGUAA